AACUUGACGAAGCUAAACUGAUUUUUUUAGUUCAGUGUGCUCUGACCAACUUCCGCUCUUUCUGACCGAACUCACCUAGCAAAAUGCAGCAAAAGAGACGUGAACCUAUUCACGCUGUUCAAGUUUUCGGACGCAAAAAAACUGCUACCGCAGUGGCUUAUUGCAAGCGUGGUCGCGGUCUCCUUCGAGUCAAUGGACGUCCUCUGGAUAAUAUUGAACCCAAAGUAUUGCAGUACAAAUUGCAAGAACCCCUAUUGUUGCUGGGCAAGGAAAAAUUCGCCGGUGUCGAUAUCCGUGUUCGUGUGAGCGGUGGUGGUCAUGUUGCACAAAUCUACGCCAUCCGUCAAGCUAUCUCGAAGGCUUUGAUCGCUUUUUAUCAAAAGUACGUUGAUGAAGCAUCCAAGAAAGAAAUCAAAGAUAUUUUGAUUCAAUACGAUAGAACGCUUUUGGUCGGUGACCCACGUCGUUGUGAACCUAAAAAAUUCGGAGGUCCAGGAGCCCGUGCCCGCUACCAAAAAUCUUACCGUUAAGAAUUCAUUUCAUACGAACUUUGUUUUUAUAUUGAUGUCAACAUUCUUUAUUAACGGCUAUUAAAAGUAAUAAGAAAAAAUUAACAAA
Messenger RNA from Episyrphus balteatus (marmalade hoverfly), 618 nucleotides. RefSeq names its product 40S ribosomal protein S16 (gene RpS16). Gene Ontology annotation, biological process: translation; maturation of SSU-rRNA from tricistronic rRNA transcript (SSU-rRNA, 5.8S rRNA, LSU-rRNA). NCBI's taxonomy places the organism in Eukaryota, Metazoa, Arthropoda, Insecta, Diptera, Syrphidae. Gene Ontology annotation, cellular component: cytosolic small ribosomal subunit; ribosome. The coding region runs from base 84 to 530 and encodes 148 amino acids. Gene Ontology annotation, molecular function: structural constituent of ribosome; RNA binding. The record is from RefSeq and is a predicted model, not a curated record. The transcript has 5 exons.